AUGGAGACCACAGACCUCCCGUUGAAUGUUACAGAAGGUGACGUCUCCCCCUUCUCCUUUGCUGGCUGUGUUGUCAUCGUGGCGGUCUUUUCCCUCAUCUCCACCCUCACCAUGGUGGGAAAUGGACUGGUGGUGUGGCUUGUCCUCACCACCAAACGCAUGCGUACGGUGACUAAUUACUUCUUGGUCAAUCUCUCUCUUGGAGAUAUGCUCUCGGUGUUUCAGAUCAUACCAAACGUCUACUAUGCCAUCAAUAAUGACUGGGUUUUUGAACUAGCCUACUGCAAAUUCUCCCAAUUCUUCACGGCUUUCGGCAUCUCGCUCAGCGUGCUAACCUUCACCGGCUUGACCGCGGAUAGAUAUAUCGCCAUCAAGUACCCAUUGCGACCUCGCUCCAGACCUGCAACAAUUCUCUGCAUUAUCGGGUGCAUUUGGGUAGUCUCCUUCCUAAUCGGCCUACCGGGAUUAGUUGCGGCCAAAAUAAGUUUAGUUCUUCCCCAAGAAUUUGAAAAUGGAUCGGAUAAUAGCAAUACCAGUUUUACAAUUGUUUCCCUGGAGUCUACCAACGCAACAGACGAUUUGCGUGUUCGACGAGCUUGUACUUACGACUGGGCUCCCGAAUGGGGCAUUGCCUACGAUGUUGCCCUCUUUAUCCUAAUGUACAUCCUUCCGCUCACCAUUCUCUUCGCCACUUACAUCCCCAUCACGGUGAAGCUGUGGUCGGACAGGGGUCUGGGCGAAGUCACUCGAGCUCAAAUUGAAGGCAUCAAGUCAAAACGACGAGUAGUGAAAAUGCUGAUUGCAGUGAUGGUGAUAUUCGCCAUUUGCUGGCUUCCUUACCAACUCUUCUUCCUAACGUUGCACGCCCCAAUCGACCAUGAACAUCCGAGUCUCCCCGUCAUUUUCAUCUGCUGCUAUGGCCUUGCAAUGAGCAACAGCAUGUACAAUCCCAUCGUGUACUGCAUUAUGAAUCGGAGGUUUCGGGAUGGAUUUCUCAAUGCAAUCAGCUGUUGUCCCUUUGUGAAACACUAUCGCAGAAAGUGCCAGCGUACACGCUUCCACCGCAAUUUCCAAACUCUUAUCGUCUCCUCCGAUGUCGAGCACGCUCCCCUGCCCGGUCAACUAUCACAGAAGUAUAACCGAAAAGUGCCACAAAAGCAUCAGACUACUAAUUCUGCGAUGGCAUAG
Molecule: messenger RNA, 1188 nt
Organism: Echinococcus granulosus
Lineage: Eukaryota; Metazoa; Platyhelminthes; Cestoda; Cyclophyllidea; Taeniidae
Product: Tachykinin-like peptides receptor 99D
Exons: 5
Coding region: 1-1188 (395 amino acids)
Biological process (GO): G protein-coupled receptor signaling pathway
Cellular component (GO): plasma membrane
Molecular function (GO): tachykinin receptor activity
Source: RefSeq, a predicted model, not a curated record